This is a messenger RNA of Magnolia sinica, 1534 nucleotides long. Its product is annotated as benzyl alcohol O-benzoyltransferase-like. Bases 1 to 1383 code for a protein of 460 amino acids. Lineage: Eukaryota; Viridiplantae; Streptophyta; Magnoliopsida; Magnoliales; Magnoliaceae. The transcript is spliced from 2 exons. The record is from RefSeq and is a predicted model, not a curated record.
AUGGCCUCACCACCACCUCUACUAUUCUCAGUGAAAAGGCACAAGCCCACUCUGGUGGCUCCUUCCAACCCCACACCCCAUGAGUUCAAAUACCUCUCCGACAUUGAUGACCAGCAAGGUUUUCGUUUUCAAAUUCCAGUUAUUCAUUUCUACCGCUACAACCCGUCCAUGAGAGCUCGAGACCCGGCUCAGGUUAUCAGACAGGCAGUGGCUAGUGCGCUUGUCUUCUACUACCCAUUGGCAGGCAGGCUUAGGGAAGAAGGAACUGGACGGAAGCUUGUGGUAGAGUGCACGGGGGAGGGCGUCUUGUUCAUCGAGGCCGAUGCCGAUGUCAUGCUCGAACAGUUUGGUGGGGCACUGCACCCACCGUUCCCAUGCAUGGAGGAGCUCCUCACUGAGGUCCCUGGCUCUGAACGUGUUCUACACUGCCCCUUGCUUCUCAUUCAGGUAACCCGUCUCUUGUGCGGUGGCUUCAUUUUCGCCCUACGAAUUAACCACGCCAUCAGUGAUGCAACUGGGCUGAACCACUUCCUCAAUGCAGUGUGUGAGAUGGCACGAGGUGCACCUGCCCCGUCCUUACUGCCGGUGUGGCAGCGCCACCUCCUCAGCGCCCGCAGCCCACCCCGUGUGACUUGUGUGCACCGUGAGUACGACCAAGUGGCUGAGACCAUUGGUGCAUUCGUCCCACAUGAUGAUGUGCUCCACCGAUCCUUCUUCUUUGGUCCCAAUGAGAUAUCUGCCCUUCGGAAACAAGUGCCGUCGCACCUCCGCACCUGCUCCACAGUGGAGCUGCUGACCGCAUGCCUGUGGCGAUGCCGCACCAAAGCCAUCGGUUUGGAUCCCGACGUUGAAGUGAGGGUCCUAUAUAUUGUAAAUGCACGUAACAAGUACCGCCCUCCGUUGCCGCCUGGCUAUUAUGGGAAUGCAAUUGCACUCCCAGCAGCAAUAUCACCAGCAGGGAAGCUGUGCAAGAAUCCUUUAGGGUAUGCUGUGGAGCUAGUAAAGAAAGCCAAGUCAAGCGUGACAGAUGAGUACAUGCGAUCAGUGGCGGACAUGAUGGUACUCAAGGGCCGACCCCUAUUCACUGUAACGCAUUCUUUCCUCGUCUCGGACUUGACUCAUAUCCUUGUUGGGGAGGUGGAUUUCGGGUGGGGAAAGGCAGUGUAUAAGGGGCCAGCAAGGGGGGGUGUUGGGACCGAUCCAUUGGUGGCAAGCUUUUAUGUUCCAUUGAAGAACACAAGAGGAGAGGUUGGGAUAAUGGUGCCAAUUUGCCUGCCAAGGCCUGCCAUGGACAUCUUCUCGGCUGAGAUUGAGAAUAUCAUCAAUGGCCCAAAACAACAACUCAACAAUAACUCCUCCAAGUUAAUUGUAUCUCCUCUCUAGAUUCAGGUUUUACAUGUAAAAUGUCACACAUUCAACAGUUUGAUAAUUUAAUAGUUUGUAUGCUAAGUAUGUAAUUUCUCCUUAAUUUCUAAGUGCAACGAAACGCUGAAGCUUUUGGCAUGAUCUUAUGUUUUCACAGUUACAACUUAAA